Messenger RNA from Clonostachys solani, 819 nucleotides. Lineage: Eukaryota; Fungi; Ascomycota; Sordariomycetes; Hypocreales; Bionectriaceae. The record is from the annotation of a GenBank genome assembly.
AUGGAUCAGUUUCUACUCAAGGACAAAGUUGCGGUCGUGACUGGCGGCUGCCGCGGCCUCGGCUUUGCUUUUGCAGAGGCUCUCGCAGGAGCUGGUGCCAGCAUUGCUAUUCUCGAUGUUGGAUCUCCCGACCAAGCCCUUGAGGAGUUAAGGAACAAAUAUAGCGCCAAGUUCGAGUUUUAUCACACCAACGUCACAGACCGAGAGCAGGUUGAGAAUACAGUCCAGCGGAUUGAGAAGGACUUUGGCUCAGUUGAUAUCAACAUUAACGCUGCCGGUGUCGUCACGGACGAGUCAUUCCUCACCUCCUCCGAUAAGAAUUUGAGCACGACCUUUGACGUUAAUUUCAAGGGCUCUUUCCUCGUCGCGCAGGCAUGCGCCAACGCCAUGUUCCGCAAGCUGGGACCCUCUGGCAAGCCCGCGGCGGGACAGGAAACGUCCAACGGAUGCAUUGUCUUCAUUGCAAGCGUCGCAACACACAUCGGAACGGCUGUUCAGAACAUCAGCGUCUACACUGCAUCCAAGGCGGCCGUGCGUGGGUUGGUAAAGCCCAUGGCUAUGGAACUAGCUCAGUAUGGCAUUCGCGUCAACUCACUUUCCCCGGGGCCCAUGCAGACAGCCAUGUAUGCAAAGGUUGCCGAGGAGAACCCCGGUUUCGCCCACCAGAUGAACAAGGAGACCAUGUUUGGCAGGGCAGGAUAUCCUGAAGAAUUGAAGGGCUGUGUUCUGUUCUUGUGUAGCCAGGCCAGCAGCUGGUACACUGGCCAGGACUUGUUGGUUGAUGGUGGAGCGAGCUCUUGGAAGCACUUGGCUGCUUAA